Messenger RNA from Blepharisma stoltei, 1637 nucleotides. The record is from the annotation of a GenBank genome assembly. NCBI's taxonomy places the organism in Eukaryota, Ciliophora, Heterotrichea, Heterotrichida, Blepharismidae.
AUGCGUACAAAUUUAACUGAAGAUGAUCUAGAGCUCCGUCUUCCUCUAGUCCGAAAUAUUGACCAUAUCUAUGAUAUUGUAGAUGAAGAAAAUGCAUUCUCUGCAACUGCCAAAGGCGGAUUUCAAUUCGAUCAAUCUUUGCCUCCUUAUUCUUGCAGCUGCAGUGUAUGUUUUUUACAAUCAAGAGGAAAAAUUAAAACAGCUCCUCAAUUUUCAAUUGAAGAUUCUGAUCUAAUGGUAUAUGGUCUUCAAAAAAGCUUUAUUUGGCUUGCUGAAAAACUUGGUGAAGCCUCUCUUGAUAAAGGCAUCCGGAUUAAUAUCCCUGAAACUGCAGCCUUCAAACAAGGAAAGCCAGCCUUUAUUUUAUCUCCAAGCCGAGAUAAAACCUUAAAAUUCAUAAAAUCAGCUGACAAGCUAAAAGUCCAAGAAAUGAUCAAAAAUUUUGCAAAUGUAGUAAAAUUCAGAAAAAGGGAAACUGUUGGAGGUGGUGGAGGAGUUGGAAGGCGACAAAGAACAAUAAUAAGCAGCAAGCCUAAUCCUUCAGAUCAUCGCAACGAAAUCAUGUGCGCGAGGUAUUUUAUAGGCGAUAAAGACAAUUUUUCGCAAAAUCUCCACCCCAGAGAUGAAGAAGGCCCUAUUAAAGUUAUGGACGAAAAUGAGAUUUUUCAGAUAAUUUAUGAAAACCCUGGGGUUAAUUAUUGGAAACAUAUUUCUUAUCUUCAGACUGCUUUGAAAUGUAGAAACGGGAUAGGUGAAUCGGUACUUUUCACUUAUUAUUCUCAUAAAAAAGAAGAUAUUCAUGCAAUUGGGGAAUUGAAAAAUGCAGGAGUUACAGAAAAUCCUGAGCUAGAAGAUCGGCUGCAAAAUGAAAAUCAGACUGAAUACUGCAAAUUAAUUUGCCAAAGAAUUGCGUAUUUUUUAGCUGUUCACACUCAUUUUGAGCUUCUCAAAAUGCAGGCUGAAUUUGUUUCAGAUGAAAACGGCAAAAUGUGGCUUAUUUUUGCAAAUAAAAUUUUCGUCAGAGAAAUCCAAAUGGAUAAUGAAGCUGCUCCAUUAGUAUUCUAUUUCUACUAAACACUCCUUAAUAAUGCUUUUAUUUCCUAUAUAAAUAAGUCAUUAUUUUAAACUAAAAUUCAAUUUACCUCCUUAUAUUUAAAAAAGUGAAAAUUAUUUCUGAGGAAAGAAAGCAAAAUUUGGAAUCAAAACUAAAAAUUUCUUCAGUUGAAAAAUCUGUGUGUGCAAACCGCCUUUCUUCAAGAAUGAAAGAAUACUAUGAAAAUCUCAAAGAAAAAAAUGGGAUCAACGUCUUGUUUGAGCCUACCCCAUCAGUUGGUACAUUAAGUGAGGAUUUUUUUAAACUCAGGCCCUUGAUGCGCUGUGCAGUAAUUUCUCCGAAAAAUGACCCUUACCGUAAAAAGAAAAAAAGAGCUUUAAAGCUUGCAAUUGAUACUCAGUUUGAUGGGAGUUUAUCUAGCCCUAACACCUUAUCUCAAAAACGCUUUGGAUGAUCUUUGACUCCUAAAAUCCAAGCUGAAGAUAUUCUUUCAAAAGCAUUAAGCUCCAGGUCCAAAAUGUCUUCAACAGGCAUGUCUAGAUUUUUUACAUCAGCCAGUACAAAUAGACUUGAUACAAACUAA